AAAUGUGCACGUCAUUAACUGUCUAAUAUUAAAUAUGGCAUUAAUUAAAGAAUAGCCCAAUAUUUAGCACUAUAUUUGUUUCACUUUUUGUAGAUGACACGAGGAUACUAUGUCUCAUUUACUUUUGCCUCAAUAAAAGUUUUAUCUUUGCUUGACUUAUAUGCAAUAUACAGUCACCUGUUGACUUAUUGUUUUGGUCAAAUAAAAUGUUUAAAUCUUACACGAAUAAUCGAGGUAUAGGUAAAGUAUAUUUAAAUGGUUACAUUUAGGAAAAUGUUAAACCACAGACAUGUUGAAUUACGCGAGAGUUUGAAGUUUGUGGCUUUAAAAGAGUUUUUGAUUUCCUGUCUUAUUUAGCUCCAGUUAUUUCUAUUCAACAUUUAAUAUGCUGAGUUUUGUUCCAUGUGGAAAUAUCUGUUGCUUACAAUUCAAGCCACAUCCAUUCUAAUAAUUCAUAUACAAGCUGUACAAAUGUAAUGUAAACGUUUCGAUGUUUUAGUCUACGAUAUUGCAUUCUACACUCUUUAAGUCACAGAACAACCAAUAUCUGGCAGUGCGUGAGCGGCACAUAUCAAAGCAUUUUCACUGAGAUAUUUGAAAACGGAGUCGUGUGGUGAACGCCUGCGUGUCCCUUUUAAAACAAAUCCAGCGACUGUCAAUCAUCGCGCAUUCCGACCAAUCCCAAAGCACCGUUUUUUAAAAGCAGGUUUGCCUGCUGUGCUUUUAUAUUGCAGUAUGGCCUGGUUCGGAGCAUUUUACUACCACAGUUAUUGCCACAAAUCAAGAGGGCAAAGUGAACGGCAUGGGACUCACACCAAUUUUAACGGGUCCGACUCCUGCGUCUGAGAGGUUUUCAGGCAAUAAACUGCACAUGCAGAUGAUGCAGCAGAGAAAAUGAGGAAGAGGUCUGUAGGUAAAUCUUAAACGAUAAGGUUGGUUGAUUUGCCAGACCCUCAGCCAAACAUAUGCAACAAAACAUGACCAGCUUGUCGCGGUUUAGUGGCUGCACUCUUUCUUGCGUCAACCCUGGGGAGAGCAAUACUGAACCCAGCGUGGUGCUGCCACCUUUGGCAGAGGAGCACAUGGGGCACCCCUCUGGCACUUCCUUAAAACUCUGCCCCACGCAAAAUUUGCGAGACUACCACGAGACGAGGGCCAGUGCAUAUGUUGACCACUCGGUUACCCAUUUUCCAGACACUGGAUACACCAGUCACCGCUUAGAACCCAGUCAUAGGGGCAUUAUCAUUGGAACAAAUCUGUCAGGAGCAGGCAUGGCACCAGGAACUGAUCAGCUGGCUCCAAGACCUAACCAACAUGGCACUAUUGGAAGGUACCGUGACCUCCACAGCUACAGGGAUGGAAGGAGCCACGCAUUCUUCACUACGUAUCAAGAGCAGGCCCAUGGCUCGACAGACGCAACCCGAGAUCUCAGCAGCCAAAUGAUGUUGGGUCUUCCGGGAGAUAUCCUCUCACGAACGCAUCCGUACGGGCAGUCGCUCAGUUGCCCCAGGGCCAACAGCCAGCAGCUAGUUACCCAGUUUUUGGAGUUCUACAAGCCUCUGAAUAUGGCCAUGCAGCGAGGUGGGGGUGAUGCCUUCCUCAGGUGCUCCAGGCAGAACCCAAAGCUCGAAUUGAUCUGUAAGUGGAGUGAUGGCCAGGACGGCACUGGCAAACCGCCCUGCGCCAGGAAUUUUGGUACCAUGUAUGAACUUGUCACCCAUGUGACGGUCGAGCAUGUCGGAGGACCGGAGCACUCUGAUUAUGUUUGUCACUGGGAGAAUUGCCCAAGAGACAGGAAGCCUUUCAAAGCCAAAUAUAAGCUUGUCAACCACGUCAGAGUCCACACAGGAGAAAAACCCUUUCCCUGCCCUUUUCAUGGAUGUGAAAAAGUUUUUGCCAGAUCUGAAAAUCUCAAGAUACACAAGAGAACUCAUACAGGUGAGAAACCGUUUAAAUGUGAAUUUGAGGGCUGCAAUCGGAGAUUUGCAAACAGCAGUGACCGGAAGAAGCAUUCUCACGUUCACUCCAGCGAUAAACCCUACACGUGCAAGGUCAGAGGCUGUGAAAAAUGUUACACGCAUCCCAGCUCACUGCGCAAACACAUGAAACUGCAUUGCAAGGCCUACAUUGCCAAAAUCGGUGAAGACGACGAGCACCUUGUAGAGGCCAGGUCUCCUGAGGUGGCACAACAACAAGACACGUCCGCCUCUGUGGCAGUGACGCGAACGAUGACUGCCCCAUCCCAAGAGACUCUGUCCCCUGAGACACGAAAUGAGUCAACUAUGAGGUCACGUUACCACCACACGUUUGAAAACACUUUGGACUAUUCGCCACAUAGGUCACAGUCCAUUUUGGACCCUCUGUUGUUACAACGGGGAUCAUAUAGACCCGAGUCUGUACAAUACCCGUGCAAUCAACCGUUCGCAUCCAGCCAUAGAACAUUUGCGUCCAACUCAACUUUUCAAAAAAGUAUUGUGAAUGGCUGGUACACAUGUCAUAACGCAGUGGACACUUUUUCACCCAAGCACUGUAGCAGUGAUUUAUAAUGCCUGUAACCCAAAGCGAAGCAAAUAGGCAGUGCAGGCUUGUGUUAAAGUACGAAUGAUAGACACUGUUCCACAAACUGACUAUAUAAGAUUGUUUAAUGUGAGCUUUAUCUGUUGUAUAUUAUGUUAUUGCAUUGAGGAAUUCUAUUGUUGAGUUUUACAAACUGUAAAUAGCUUUAACUUAGCCCCGCGGUGAGCCAAAAUAUUGAUUAUAAUAAAGAUAUGCUUCUAAAAUGUUGUUCAUCUGACGAGAAAAAAAUCUACACACAAUAUGCUUGCAGAAAGAUUAGAAUGUACAUGUCAACAUUAUUAAGUUAUUACUGCACGUGAUGAAAAAAUGGCGCGUUAUUUUGACGUUCUGUGGUUGAGCCCGCGCAUUUUGUGAUAUUAAAAAGAAUCGAUUUAUCUUUAUAAGUGUUUAAAAGAUAAUGGCGUUAACUGCGUACAAUUUUUGAACUUUUGAAAGAUUUCUUUUUAUCUAUUUUCUUUUCACAUAAUAGGUCGAAUGUAUUUAAUUAUAUGUGUUGGUGAACCAUCAGUGGGUAAAGCUUUUAACACAAAAUAUUAUUUAAAAAUGUUCCACAUUACAUUGCUCUGCGUUUUCAGUGUAUUAUAUUCCUGAUGAGACUUCUAUAGCGAUUUUUGGCCUACUGUCCCAGAUUUAAGUCCCCUUCACGAAAAGUAGAUUGUUUAAAUAAAAUUGUACUGUAAAAUGUAUUAUGCAUUCGAAGUUUCAUUAAAGUGUCUUUAUUCUCUUUGAUCA
This is a messenger RNA of Paramisgurnus dabryanus, 3309 nucleotides long. RefSeq names its product zic family member 6 (gene zic6). Gene Ontology annotation, cellular component: nucleus. The record is from RefSeq and is a predicted model, not a curated record. Gene Ontology annotation, biological process: regulation of transcription by RNA polymerase II. Gene Ontology annotation, molecular function: DNA-binding transcription factor activity, RNA polymerase II-specific; RNA polymerase II cis-regulatory region sequence-specific DNA binding. Lineage: Eukaryota; Metazoa; Chordata; Actinopteri; Cypriniformes; Cobitidae.